AUGUAUUUCAUACAUUUCUACAUCUUAUUAAUAAUUAGUAUUACUUGCUAUGCUGGUCCGCUUGAAGAUCUAGCAGCUAUGCCUGAUUUAUCAUUAUUUUAUAACCAAUUACUUCGCCAACAAGAUAUUCAAAUGGUAUUACAAGGUCUUUAUCCUCAACAGCAACCAGGUGGUAUGAAUGAUUUUACAAUAUUUGCACCAAAUAAUGAUGCAAUGAUAAAUCUAAACCGAAAAAAUGAAGAUCUAAAUUUACUUUGGAAAUAUCAUAUUGUAUCUGGACGCUAUGAUGAACAAAUGUUAUUUAAUAUGGCACAAGAAAAAUACAAUCAAGCUAAUCCAAGACAAAUGAUUGGUAUUCGACCACAAAAUAACCUACCAACUAUAGCAUUACCUUUUCAAGUUUUUUAUGGUUAUGGUUUCUAUGGUGGAACAGGUCCGCACGUCAAUGAAACUUUUGACAAUGCUGGAUAUGGUUCAGGUGGAAUAUCUUGGUUAACACAUACAUCAUUGAAUCAAACGAAUGUAUUCGAAAAUAAUAUUCCAAUGAAUCCAUUUAUUCUGGAUAAUUAUGAUCGGAGUGUCAAAUAUGGUGCUGGUCAAGGCAAUACAUUACCGCGAAAUCCAAAUUUAACAAAUUAUUAUGGUAAUAAUUUCAAUCCAAAUCUUAAUAGACAAAAGCGACAAACUCCAAAUAUGAAUUUUAUUCCGAAUCUUCAACAGCAACAACAAAAUUAUGGGCAAUUAGGACCAAAUGGUGGUAUUGGAGUAUUACGUCCGACGAUCAAUAAUGCAUUUGUAUUACAAUCACGUCCAAUGAGUCGUGGUGUGAUCAAUGUAAUUGAUAAUAUUUUAUGGCCACCGGAAAGACGUGAUCAAGCACAAUAUAAAACAGCUUAUGAUGCACUUGAAGAUGCACAAUUUUCUCGUCUUCGUCAAUUAGCUGAACGUAGUGAUUAUUUUCGUUCAGAAUUGCGUUCAAUUCAUCAUCAAACAUGGUUCUUACCAAAUGAUCAAGCAUUUGCUAGUAUGGGUUCAAGUUUAAGUUAUUUACUUGAUCAAUCUUCUAUGAAUAAUACUAACGAUAUAAAUGAAUUUGUUAAAGCACAUGUUAUACCAUUAGUAUUAUAUCCAAGUGCAAUGGAUUCAACAAAACAAGUAAUAACAUUAAUCGCAAAUCAAUGGAUUACAUUUCGUAAAGUAACACAACCGGAUCAAACAUUUCAAGUUGAUGUUGUGUGUGGUCGAUUUGUAGCACGUAUUUUAAAUUCUCGUUCGGAAGAUAUUCGAUUAUAUGGUAAUGGAAUUGUCUAUCCAAUUUCGACAAUUCUUACAUCUCAAGUUCGAUCAGCCACCGAUGAACUUACACGAAAUUAUCAAUAUUUCAUGAAUCUUGUUCAACAAACAGGAGAUUUAGAAUUAAUUAAUUUAUUACAAGGGACAAUGAAUCAAAAUUUUAAUUCACAAAAUGCACCUAAUAUUACGGUACUUAUACCACAACAGAUGUCAAUACAACAAAUAGGAAGCGCUCAAGAACUAAGUUUGAAUUUACGAAGACAUAUCUUACGCCUUCCAGUAUACAUGGAUCAAAUAACAAGCACUUCAGCAGGAUCAAAUUCAUUUCCUCAACAAAAUAUUUAUCAAACUGGACAACAACAGCAACCCCUCCUACAACCUGGUUUCAACCAACAACAACAACAGCAACCCCUCCUACAACCUGGUUUCAGUCAACAACAACAACAACAACAACAACCCCUCCUACAACCUGGUUUCAGUCAACAACAACAACAACAACAGCAACCAUUUCUACAACCUGGUUUGAAUCAGCAACAAUUUCAAAUACCACAAUUUCAACGAGCUGCUUCGGGAUCAGACAAAAAACAAUCACGACGUCGUAGACAAUUGAAUACACCGUCGUAUACACCAUCGUAUACAAAUUUUCAAAUACAACAAUUUCCUCAGCAACAACUACCUAAUCAACAAAUGUUACCGAAUCAACAACAACAACAACAACGGCAACAAUUUCCUCAGCAACAAUUGCCUAAUUCACAACAGCAACUACAUAAUCAACAAAUAUUACCGAAUCAACAACAACAACAGUUUUCUCAGCAACAAUUGCCUAAUACACAACUGCCCAAUCAACAAAUAUUACCGGCUCAACAACAACAGCAACUACCCAAUCAACAAAAACAAUAUCUUCAACAACAAGUACCUAAUCUACAACACCAGCUGCCCAAUCAACAGAUAUUACCGAUUCAACAACAACAACAACAACAAUUUGCUCAACAACAACUACCUAAUCCGCAGCAGCAACUGCCAAAUCAACAAAUAUUACCUAUUCAACAACAACAACAACAACAGAUUGAUCCAAAUUAUUAUCAAAUGCCAUCAUCUUCUUUAGCAGUUUUUCAAAAUGGUCAAGUUUAUCCAACCAUGGAUCCACAAUAUACUGUUCAAGCACAAGUAUCACCUGGCACGAGAGGAAAUGUUGUAACACUUGUCGGUCGAUCAGCGAAUUCUUUGCCAUUUACAGCAACAAUUCUUAAUAGUGAAUCAAAUAUUCCGAUUAAAAAUGGUGUUAUGCAUGUUAUUCGAGGUCUUGUAUCUGGAACAGUCAUACCAAUUGAUGGAGUUCUUCUAGCUGUACAAGGAGCAAACGCAUUUACUCAAUUACUUCAACAAACACGUGUUAUUGAACAAUUAAAACAAACUGGUCGUUCUUAUACAUUAUUUAUUCCAACAAAUGCAGCAUUACAAUCAAUGGGUGUAACAACAGAUAUUAAUCGUUUAAGACAAUUUGUUCUUCGUCAUAUAUGUGCUGAUGUUAUUCUUGAUCCACAUAAUAAUAUAGUACGUCGUUCAGCUGGUUUUUAUAGUCGUAAUCAAAAUUCUUUACAAAAACGUCCUCGUCAAAAACGACAGGGUUGGAUGAAUAAUCAACCAAAUCAAACAAACCGACAAGGUUUUCAAUCACCAGAUCUUGGUCCAGGUUAUUUUCAACCACAACAACAAGCUUAUGGAGGAUAUCCAGCUGCUUCAACACCAUAUGGUUCGAAUAAUCAGUUGUAUAAUCCAAGUAAUGUUAUGAAUGGUUAUGCAUCACCCAAUUCACAAUAUUUUCCCAAUAAUAAUGGAACUAAUUUCGGUAAUCAGAAUAACAAUUUUAAUAAUAUCGGAAUUCCACCAAAUCAACCAAUGCCGAAUACUUUUUGGAAUAGAACAAUGAAUACACCAUAUAAUCGACAAGGUAUGGCUGGACCAAAUGUUGGAGCACACAAUUAUUAUACAGCUUCAGGUGGUUAUCUUGGCGGAUCAAAUUCUAAUAGUGGACAACAAUCUUGUAAAGCAAUGACUGGUGAACGUAUUACUGUUCAAUCAUUGGGUGGUACACAAUCAGAAGGUAAUACUCCAAGUAUGUCAUAUCAAAAUUUUAUGGUAACAUGUUGUGGAGAUCAAUCAGUCAAUUCAAUGGUUCAAUCAUUUAAUAUCUAUCCACCAAAUUUUGCUGUUUAUUUAAUUGGUCGACCCUUACUUUCACAAGGUCAAACAAUUAAUACAAUGUAUAAUUAUUCAUCAAAACUCGUUCCUUCUUCUAUCAUUUUCUUUUUCUUUAUUAUUUCAAUAAUUUUUCAACAAAUACAUGAUUUUUAA
This is a messenger RNA of Adineta steineri, 3648 nucleotides long. The record is from the annotation of a GenBank genome assembly. NCBI's taxonomy places the organism in Eukaryota, Metazoa, Rotifera, Eurotatoria, Adinetida, Adinetidae.